AUGACGCAACUUUUGGACAGCAAUGAGCAUGCGCAAAUAAAUCCCGUGACUCGCUGGAAGGUUUUGGAAGGAAGGCAAAACGAUUUUGCAGGAACGUGCCUCAGAUUGAAGGGAUUUUUUCACCGCUUGCAGCCAGAACCAUACAUUAUGAACAGCGCACAGACUAACGUGUUGCCAUCUGGAUCUCGACCGAUUCCUUCUAGACGAAUUGUGGUUAACGAUCCGGGGCAAAUGCCUAUGGACUAUUCUACGACCCCGGGAGGAACCAUAUUCUCUACGACUCCAGGCGGUAUGUUGAACGUGUUUUGGGCUUAAAGUGUUUACUGUGAUAAAAGUAAUAGUUAAAAGCGUUAAGAAGCUAUUCACUUUGCUAUCUUAAGUUUUUUGUAAGCUUCAAGUCUUCGAGUGUGUUGUGGCCUACCGGUUAAUUUACGCUUGCGUAGGCUAAACGAGGAGAACGUCGUGUUGAUUAUACACGUUCUCGUUUCGAGUAUAAUUUUAACCGAUCACAGGCAAAAUAAGCAAUCAUACUUCAUCGUAACCUGUGUUUCGACUGUUCAUCUUAAUGUUUUUGUGUUGCCUGUAAUGAAAACUCAUAUUGGUGGUCUUGUACAUUGUUUUGCUGUGAAAGUACAAAGCCUUGCUCAGCAAGUUUCGUUUUGUCCAGACGUGCAGUUAGCGAACUCUCGCAUCAAAUGUGGUUGAAUAUUACCACUGUUUGCUCGUUUAUUUCAAUCCUUGGUGUUAACACUAUCGCUUAUAGUUCGGUUGCAUUUCACUGUGCAUACAGUUACUUGAAAAAAGUACAAAUGUAGAUAUCGUUGUGAAGGCAUAGGCCCACAAACAAAAGCAAAGAUGUGUCGUCAUAGCUUUUUGGAGCUUGUGGAAAUAAUGUCGAUAGGGUAAAGCUUUUGCUUCAGGAAUUGCAAUGCAUUCCUGUUUUUCGCGAAGGGAGUCUAAGAAUAAUCGUUGCUGUGGCUUGCUUUGAGGUUGAUAACUUUUGUAAAAAUUUCCAGUGUUUACGUUUGGCGUAUUGUUUUUGUGAUGGCGAUAUAAACAAUUCCCACGUGUUUUGUUUAUGGUCGAUGUGUUUUUAUUAUAUAUUCAAUUAAGUGAUGAGCUUUUUUCUAAAAUUGGUUCCAGGAACUGCACAUUUUUUGCGAUGAUUUUCUCAAGUGCCUCAAGUUAUUCCGAGAUUUCGUAUUUUGGUAGACUUCUUUAAUUUGCUGAUGAUUUAGUAUUCCUUUAUAUGACUAAAGUAAAAAAUAAAAUAAGCUGAAGUAUUGAAAUGUGCAUGAAGCUAUGUAUACUAAGCUGUAUUUUUAGCUUCUAAAUACACUGUUUUAUUGUGAGGUUCAUGAAACUCUUCUAAAAAAGAUUUACAUGUAAUGAGAUUUUAAUGGUAAUUUAAUUUUCAGAUCAUACCCUUAUCAGUGAGUUUCCCUCCUAAGUUAACCAUGCAGUGGUUUAACUUCAAAUUUUAUUGAAAUCAUGCAUUUAGUCGUUUACCUGCAGUGAAAAAUGUACAUGUACCUGUGAAUUGGCUUGGGUUAUUCAAGGAAAUCUCUGUAAUCAAAGUUAGGAAAUUAUUUUUGUUGUAGGUCAGUGGCACUCGAAAUCUAUGACCUAAGACCGUGAAAAAAAAAACUGUGUGAAAACAGCAUCUCCUUACAAGCUGUUUAAGGUGCUUUUGUAAUCAAAGAGUGAAAUAAAAAUAAUAAAGUCAAACUAGGUCAGUUUUAGCCAUUUUGAAAAACCGAAAUCUACCACACCACAUGCACAAAAGGUUGGCAAAGCCAGGGGUACAUACGUGUAAUGCUUCAGCCGGAUAACCGUUGAUAUCGAAGCAACCUUUAGUACAGGGAGAGUAUGGUAAUAUUAGAAUUGAAAUGGUUCAUGGAUUGUGGUGUUGAUUCUGAACGUUUUUAUGGGGGUAACUCUUUAUGAGGCUAAUUGACGAUGAGCUUUUAUGAAUUGAACUCGGUUUCUCACGUGGUGAAGUAGUUUGGGGCAAACUCGUUAUUGGCAAAACCACUGGCUUCCAGUGAUUUAAGUGCAAUGAUUUUCACAAAUUUACCAAGUUAUUGUGACCUUUAAUCUCUUUAUGUCAACCCUGAAUUGUUUUGUAUUGCAUACCAACAAACAAAAUACUCUUAACCUCUUUACCACUAUGUGCUGGUUUUCUGGGGAAAUCAAAAAGUGUGUGCAACAGUGCACACCAGUUUUCCAGCAAAACAAAGCAGCUCUGUUUGUUAAGGAAUUACUGGGCCUUACUUUCUAUUUAUGGAAAGCCAAUUUAUGCAAGUAACAAAUUUAACAUUGUGCGGUAAGAUGUGCAACAUUUUUGCUGGUUUUGGGAACAUUUUCAGUCAUUGUUUUGGUUUUUUGGUUAUUGUAGAAUUCCCAUUGUAAUGAUGUACUUCUUAAAUAACUGCAUGGUUUGCAGUACGUGCAAGUUCCAUACCUUAUAUGCCAGUUUUUUUCUGAAAAAUUGCAAUUUUUAAAACUGCCAGUGUCCUAGGCACUUUGUCUUCAGAGCAGCUGGUGUUAGUCUGAAACUAAGUUGAGUAUUACUCUAGGCAAAAUAUGCUGUGUAGAAAUCACAUUGACCUUUCGUGUUGUACCAUGUAUCAUGCUGGAAAUUAGGUACAGAUGUAACCUUUUAUUUUGCCCUUUUGGAAGGUCUGUCUGUAAGAAUGUAAAUGGUGGAAACUGCGGUUAAUUCUUUUUUAAAAUUACACUGAAAGUUGAGAACAUCUGUGGUUUAUUUCCAGUAAAGUUUCUUGGAAGGAAGAGAGAAAAUAGUGCCCUUGAGGUACUUUUUCCUCCACAUGUAUCCAAUUGCUUUUGUAACCAUUGCAUGUAGCUCAUGACCUAUGAGUACUGAUGGAUUUUUGUACAUUGGCUGAUGUAAAACUAAAACCCCUUUAGAUUUAUGUUUGCAAUUUAUUUAGUGUUCAUCUUUGUUUGUCUCACUUUAUAGGAACACGCAUUAUAUAUGAGCGCAAGUUUCUUCUGGAUUUACGUAACUCGCCACUGUCCCGUACUCCUCCACGGAAUCUUCCUCUUAUUCCAGGUGUUACUUGUGAUGAAAAGGUAAAACCUGAGAGCCCUUUGAAGGACAAUGGUGUGGUCACCACAGAACCAGAGAAUGACAAAAAUGACCAUGGUAAGAAGCUAAGUUGAAUGUACAGCUGUACCUGGUAGUAAGGGAAGAGUUUUUUGCUUUACAUAAAGGCAUCUUUCUGCAUUUUGACCCUAGCAAAUUGCAAGAAAAUCAAAUUUAUAUUUUGGGUAAAAUCUCAAGAAAUAAGUAUGCUGUACAUGUAGUAGUAGGUACAUGUAAGCCUAUUGCCAAAGAGGCUUGUAGGGUUUUGUCCACGGGGAUAAUGAAAGGUGACAAAUAAUUUUGCAAUGACUUGGUACAUGAGUGAAGGAAUAUUAAACGAGGUUUUAUUUAAUUAACAAUACAUAACAAACUUUGACUCUUGAUGACUUCUGCACAGGCGGUCAAAUCAUUGGUCACUACAGUGACUGCUGUUGAGGGCUACAGCAUCCCUAUGAACCACUACUUAACAUUAAAUUGGGCUGUCACUAAGAUUUCUAGGUACUUAGUAAAUACAACAAGUAGUAGUUAGGGUUCUAUAAUUAAGUUUUAUCUUCUAUUUUCCCAUGAAAGUAGCUGGGUCAUGUUCAUGCAUGUGCAGUGUAGUAGCCAGGGGAAAUCCGUGGUCCUCAGCCCUUACUGAGGGUCCUGAUGAAAAUAAUGCUGUUAUAAAUAGACAAUGUUACAUGGCCGCGCAAAGAUACGAAAUUUCUCUUCGGGUACAUUAUACUUUGAGUGCCUUGAUAAAGACCAGUAGGGAAAUAUCUAUCAAAUGAUGCUACUGGAAAAAGUGCUGUAAAAUAUUUAUUAUUUCAGUUACCAAGUUUAAAGAUGAUAUGUCCAAAGAGGGCAAAGAUAUUGCUCAUUAAGGCACACAGUUUUACUUUUCUUUGUAUGGUGGGGUGCACAAACUUUCACCCCAUCAUAUAAACAUCUGUAAAAUUUAGUGACAUUCAGAGCUAUGUCUUCUUAAUUUCACUGAUAAAAUUAUUCUGGAACAUGUACAUGUACAUCUACCUUGUGUCCAUAAUAUUUGUCCACAACUUGUUUAUUAUUGUUUAUUUUGUAAUUUUCUUUCACCAGCAGAACAGGAAGAACCACAAUUUGAGAUGGACAUCUGA
Porites evermanni is the source of this 4227-nucleotide messenger RNA. The record is from the annotation of a GenBank genome assembly. Lineage: Eukaryota; Metazoa; Cnidaria; Anthozoa; Scleractinia; Poritidae.